Opisthorchis viverrini is the source of this 728-nucleotide messenger RNA. RefSeq lists its product as hypothetical. NCBI's taxonomy places the organism in Eukaryota, Metazoa, Platyhelminthes, Trematoda, Opisthorchiida, Opisthorchiidae. The record is from RefSeq and is a predicted model, not a curated record. Gene Ontology annotation, biological process: endoplasmic reticulum to Golgi vesicle-mediated transport; retrograde vesicle-mediated transport, Golgi to endoplasmic reticulum; intra-Golgi vesicle-mediated transport. The transcript has 5 exons. Gene Ontology annotation, cellular component: COPI vesicle coat. Gene Ontology annotation, molecular function: structural molecule activity; protein binding. The coding region runs from base 29 to 493 and encodes 154 amino acids.
CAGCUCUGCCUUGCGAGUACAAUGCUUCAUGGCAAUGAAUCGUUAUGAUCUGGCGGGUAAAGAAGUCCGGCGUAUGCAAACAGCAGACGAAGACGCACUUCCUUGUCAAUUGGCUACGGCUUUGUUCAACUUGAGCAAAGGUGGCGAACAACUCCAAGAAGCUCUAAACAUCUAUGAAGAACUCAAAGAACGAUACGGUGCUACCUCUGUUAUACUGAAUGGACAAGCGGCUGCUCUGAUAGGAAUGAAUAAAUGGGAAGAAGCUGAGAGUAUUUUACAAGAAGCGCUAGAUGCGGAUAACAGCAAUCCAGAGGUGCUUGUCAAUUCAAUUAUGGUCGCACAACACUUGGGGAAGCCCAUCGAGACGAUCAACAGACUUACAUCCCAACUGAGAGAUGCGAACAAAGACCAUCAAUUCCUUGUGGACUAUUCCCUCAAGGAGGAAGAAUUUAACCGCUGUGCUCAACAAUUUGCUUCAAGUGUGCCCUCUUAAUUUGACUUGUGUUACGGUCCUUGUUGGUUUGCUUUGUCCCCCAUUGUGAUCAGUGUUCUUUUCAAUAAAUAACCUUUCCGAGCCAUUCGGUUGAGUUUACAUUUGACUGUCGUUCCCCUUACGAAAAGCCGUUUAUACACUACUUCGGUUGACUCCUGGUGGUUUUCAGAUUUUGAGACAAUUUCUGCAAACUUUUUCAACUCUGUUUGGUGUCACCCAACGGUUGAUUCUGUUC